This is a messenger RNA of Lecanosticta acicola, 1644 nucleotides long. NCBI's taxonomy places the organism in Eukaryota, Fungi, Ascomycota, Dothideomycetes, Mycosphaerellales, Mycosphaerellaceae. The record is from the annotation of a GenBank genome assembly.
AUGACUUACCCAGUGCCCGCGCGUCCGGUCAAAAACAUCUGUUGCAUCGGCGCUGGCUACGUCGGGGGACCAACCAGUGCGGUCAUUGCACGGGAAAACCCGGACAUCACAGUGACCGUGGUGGACCUGAGCGAGGCUCGCAUUGAAGCGUGGAAAUCAACCACAUUGCCCAUCUACGAACCCGGUCUCUACCAAGUGGUCGAGGUCGCGAGGGAUGGAACCGACAAUCGAGCACCCAAUAUCCACUUCUCGACCAACAUCUCCAAGGCUAUCGAGGAUGCCGAUCUAAUCUUUAUUGCCGUCAAUACCCCUACCAAGACCGAAGGCCUUGGUGCAGGGGGCGCGUCUGAUCUGGCCUACGUGGAAUCUGCCGCGAGACACAUUGCUGAGGUCGCCACCAGCGAUAAGAUCAUCGUCGAAAAGAGUACCGUCCCCUGCGGAACGGCGGAGAGCAUUCGUGAGAUCCUCGAUGCCCACGCAUCCCCUGACGUGCAGUUCGAUAUCUUGUCCAAUCCGGAAUUCUUGGCCGAGGGAACCGCCAUCAACGACCUACUUCGACCGGAUCGCAUCUUGAUUGGCUCCCUGGCCAACGAGAGGGGGAGAGAUGCGGCGGAAGCAUUGGCUCACGUUUACGCAUCCUGGGUGCCGAGGGAACGGAUCAUCACGAUCAAUCUCUGGUCUUCAGAACUCGCCAAGCUAGCCGCAAACUGCAUGCUGGCCCAACGCAUAUCGAGCAUCAACUCCCUGAGCGCCAUCUGUGAAGCUACAGGCGCCAACAUUGAGGAACUGGCGUUCGCCGUCGGUCUGGAUUCCCGGAUUGGCUCCAAGAUGCUCAAGUCUUCCGCUGGCUUUGGCGGCUCCUGCUUCAAGAAAGACAUUCUCAGCCUCGCGUACAUUGCAGAGACACUGCAUCUACCCGAAGUCUCUGCCUAUUGGAAGAGCGUCGUCGACAUCAACGAAUACCAAAAGGAGAGAUUUGCGAAGCGCAUCACAAAGCGCCUAUACAACACUCUACGAUCCAAGAAGAUUGCCGUCCUCGGCUUCGCUUAUAAGAAGAACACCGGAGACACUCGCGAAAGCCCAGCGAUUACGAUUGUGGGGCAGCUUAUUGCAGAAGGCGCCCGCAUUGCCAUCUACGAUCCACAAGUGUCAGAGACGCAAGUACGACAAGAUCUUGCACGAGAACAUCCAGCGGAAGUCAUCAAGCAGAGGGUUCAAGUGUACGAGAAUGCCUUCGCAGCCUGUGAAGAUGCGAGCGCGAUCGUCAUUCUGACCGAGUGGGAUGAGUUCAAGACCGAUCACAUCUACGAUAUCGCCGCGGAGAACGGCAGCCUGCAAAAGGAGAUGCUCGACAGGAAGAUCACCAACAACUCUCGCUCACACAGCUCCGACUCGGGAAGUAGUGACUUCGCAGACAGUGCUCUCGGGACGCCGCCUCUCGAGCGGCACAACGCACCACACUCGGCGAACUCUCCACCAGUGGGCAAGCGAAUCGACUGGGUGGCAAUCGCGGCCGCCAUGAAGCGACCCAGACUGGUCUUUGACGGACGGAAUGUCGUUGACAGUGAGAAGCUCGCGGACCUGGGCUUCACAGUGGAAUGCAUCGGUAAGCCGCCCAGGCAGCGUCCCGGGCGAGCUCAAUAG